Homo sapiens (human) is the source of this 734-nucleotide messenger RNA. It is a transcript of the gene PFDN6, whose product is annotated as prefoldin subunit 6. The record is from RefSeq and is marked validated. Gene Ontology annotation, cellular component: prefoldin complex. Gene Ontology annotation, biological process: protein folding. Lineage: Eukaryota; Metazoa; Chordata; Mammalia; Primates; Hominidae. The transcript has 4 exons. Bases 257 to 646 code for a protein of 129 amino acids.
AUUACUACUGAAGGAAGAACGUGAGUAGGUUAGGAUUUCGGUUGAGAGGCUUGGGGUCUUGCGUUUCGCCCACCAUCUCCUGGGGACAGGGUGGAGUCGAUAUCCGGGACGGGGGGGAGGUUGCGGUGCCCCUCAGGGCUACCUCUCAAGAGUGCUAUCAUUUCCGCAGGCCAGAUCAGAAAAGGGAGCUCAGGUACCUUCCAGAGAGUGAGACCCAGCGCCCUUGUCUCGCACCCAGUAGGCUUUCAUCCCCGCCAUGGCGGAGCUGAUCCAGAAGAAGCUACAGGGAGAAGUGGAGAAAUAUCAACAGCUACAGAAGGACUUAAGUAAAUCCAUGUCGGGGAGGCAGAAACUUGAAGCACAACUAACAGAAAAUAAUAUCGUGAAAGAGGAACUGGCCCUGCUGGAUGGGUCCAACGUGGUCUUUAAACUUCUGGGUCCGGUGCUAGUCAAACAGGAGCUGGGGGAGGCUCGGGCCACAGUAGGGAAGAGGCUGGACUAUAUCACAGCUGAAAUUAAGCGAUACGAAUCCCAGCUUCGGGAUCUUGAGCGGCAGUCAGAGCAACAGAGGGAGACCCUUGCUCAGCUGCAGCAGGAGUUCCAGCGGGCCCAGGCAGCAAAGGCAGGGGCUCCUGGCAAGGCCUGACCCCAUGGUGGGGGGAGGGGAGGGGAGGGGAGGGAAUGAGGCAGCUCUAGGAUCUAUACUGUAGCUAAUAAAAUGUAAAAACACCUGG